Molecule: messenger RNA, 378 nt
Organism: Paramecium octaurelia
Lineage: Eukaryota; Ciliophora; Oligohymenophorea; Peniculida; Parameciidae
Source: the annotation of a GenBank genome assembly
UAUGAUGAAUUAAAACAAAAACACAAUGACGAAAUUAAUAAGAAUCAAUAAUUGGAUAAUUAAAUCAAAAACUAGAACAUCUCAUUAGCGACUAAUAGGGAAGGCAUAUGUUGAUCCUCCUAAGGCACAAUAACAUCAUCAAAAAUAGUUGUUGUGAUGAUCAUAUAUCACGUGCAAAUGCUUAAAACUUUAAAAACAAUAAUUUUAAAGUGUCAUUCAUAAAGUUCAAUUGAUUAAGAGAAAAAUGAGAUAAUGAAAAUAUAAUUUUCUGUAAAUAACAAGACUUAAAAUUUGAAGAAUCAUAUUUUUCAGUUAUCAGUUGAUUAAAUUUAUUGUAAGUUGUUAAUUAAAGAAAAUACAAUGCUAUCUUUAUAAUUA